GCGUUGGUUUCUGUAUCUCACGCGCUAUCUCCGCCCUCCCGGGACACACUUCCACGUUUACCGACCACCUUUUUUUUUCUCACGCAUUAGCCGUCAAGUCAAAACAGGUGCGACGGACUAAAAACAAAAGAGCGCAAAGGACACCGCGUUAAUGUAGCACCGGACCCCCCCGUAGUGAAGGUGUGGAUUACGGGGACGUCGUUGCGCCGCGCGGGGUGAAGUACACCAGCUCUCCAAGAUCAAGAGCUCCGGCGAAGAAGCGAGCACGUCAAAAAAAACGUGCACGAAUCCGAUGCCGUCGGAAUACCGACUGUAAAUACCUCUCGGAUGUUUUUGCGGUUAGGGUUUUGUCUUUAGUGCGCUCAUUUUUUUUUGCAUUAUUGGUUUGUACGCUGCUCCGAGUUGGCGCACAGCAUCGCUUUGAUCAUCAUCAUCAUCAUCAUCACCAUCAUCAUAUUGACAUCGGUAACCUGCGGGGAUUUAUGUGCAGUGGUCGUAACCAUGCAGAACCUGUGUUUGGUCGUCAAUCCCCGCUGUGUUUUGAAUUGUUAAUAUAGGCUAAGUGGUAAAUGAAGAACUAAUUGGCUCCGUGGAUCUAAACGCGCUAAUAAGAGUCCUUAUCAUCGCCGCACCAUACAGCAACGCGGGGGGGAGAGGGGGGGGGGGCGCUGUUUGAAUUCCCACGUGCCCCGAACAAACAACUAAGAUGACAAAAACCGCCUUCAGAGGCGAUUCUCUUCAUUGCCGAGGAAGCCGCACUGAGACCACGUCUCAGUUCCUGGAUUGCGACCGAGCUGCAGGAGAGGACGAGCAGAGCAGCGCCGCCGAGCUGCACAACGGGGCCCCCCGCUGAUCGGCGAGCUUUGGCUUCCGUGAUGGACUGAGCUGGAGGUUGACGGGACCUCCCCCCUCCUCCUCCUCCUCCGGACUCCCCGCCUCCCCCCCCCCCUCUCCCCACAUCACUGUGACAGCUUCACGGUUCCCCUCCACGGCGUUCGCACUUCACGAAAGGCACGUAUGGACAGACCGCAGCGUAGGCCUGCACCAACUGACUCUACCAAGUAGAUCUGGAACCUCAGCCCCUUCCCAAGUGCCCUGGAAACACGCCGGAUUGUGUCUGCAACCUCAGAUGUAACUAAGCUGUCAAGAUUUCUUCUCCUGGAAGUCCUGUUUUUUUGGCUGCAUGGACACAUCUUCAAAGACGUGGCUGCCGCAUCACAGUCAGUUUGGGUUGGUUGGUCAAGCGGAGGUUUGCUGCGGCGGACCUGGAGUUUUAACCCCAAACCAAUCCCGCAGGGCAAGUUUUGCCUCUGUAAGACAGUCGAGCAUGGAGACUCCUCCCAAUGCCACUCCGCAGCCCUUCAGACAGCCGAAACUUCAGAGUUUUCUCAAUCGACGGCUGAAGGGCUCCAUCAAGAGGGCCAAAAGUCAGCCCAAACUGGACCGGACCAGCAGCUUCAGGCAAAUGAUUUUGCCCCGGUUUCGAAGUGCUGACCAAGAGAGGACCCGCUUGAUGCAGAGCUUCAAGGAAUCCCACUCCCACGAAUCCCUACUUUCUCCCAGCAGUGCUGCGGAGGCUUUGGACCUAGUUUUGGACGAAGAUGCGAUAAUCAAACCUGUCCACUCGAGCAUUUUAGGACAAGAGUACUGCUUUGAGGUGACCACCAAUUCAGGGACAAAAUGUUUUGCCUGCCGUUCUGCUUCUGAAAGAGACAAGUGGAUUGAAAACCUACAACGAGCUGUCAAACCUAACAAGGUAGAGAACCCCUCGUUUCCCUCCCAGGACAACAGCAGACGGGUGGACAAUGUGCUCAAGUUGUGGAUCAUUGAAGCUCGAGACCUACCGGCUAAGAAACGCUAUUAUUGUGAACUGUGUCUGGACGACAUGCUGUACGCGCGCACCACCAGCAAACCCCGGACCGACACCGUGUUCUGGGGCGAGCAUUUUGAAUUCAACAACUUGCCUACCAUUCGUAGCCUUCGUUUGCACCUCUACAAGGAAACUGACAAAAAAAGACGAAAGGAGAAAAGCACAUACCUUGGCCUUGUCAGCAUCCCCAUCUCAAGCAUCACGGGCCGGCAAUUUGUAGAGCAGUGGUACCCGGUGAUUCAGUCCAGUGUCUUGGCCAAAAGCGGCGGUGUUGGAAGUACCAAAGUGAUCAACGCCUCACUGCGGAUCAAGUCCCGUUACCAGACCAUGAACAUCCUUCCCAUGGAGCUGUACAAGGAGUUUGCCGAGUACAUUACCAACAACUAUAGAACACUGUGUGCCGUUCUGGAGCCGCUGUUGAGCGUGAAAAGCAAGGAGGAGGUGGCGUUCGCUCUGGUGCACAUCUUGCAAAGCACAGGAAAGACAAAGGAGUUCCUGUCGGACAUGGCGAUGUGUGAGGUGGAUCGGUUCAUGGACCGCGAACACUUGAUCUUUCGCGAGAACACGCUGGCUACAAAGGCUGUGGAAGAGUACCUCAAACUGAUCGGUCACAGAUACCUCAAGGAUGCUAUAGGUGACUUCAUUCGAGCCUUAUACGAGUCCGAGGAGAACUGUGAGGUGGAUCCCAUGCGGGUCCCGCCGUCAGUCCUCGCCGACCAUCAAGCUAACCUUCGAAUGUGUUGUGAGCUGCUACUCUGCAAGAUCAUCAACUCUCUCUGCAUAUUUCCCAGAGAGCUGAAGGAGGUUUUUGCCUCUUGGAGAGCCAGAUGUGCCGAGCGCGGAAGAGAGGAUCUUGCCGACAGCCUCAUCAGCUCCUCCCUAUUCCUUCGCUUCAUGUGCCCGGCCAUCAUGUCCCCCUCCCUGUUCAACCUAAUGCAGGAGUACCCCGCAGAGCGCACGUCCCGCACACUCACGCUCAUCGCUAAGGUGAUGCAGAACCUGGCCAGCUUCAGCAAAUUUGGACCCAAGGAGGAAUACAUGUAUUUCAUGAACGAGUUUCUGGAAAUGGAGUGGGGCUCCAUGCAGCAGUUUCUCUAUGAGAUUUCCAACAUGGAAGCCGGAGGAAACGCUGGAGGCUUUGAGGGCUACAUUGACCUCGGGAGAGAGUUGUCCAUGCUACACAGCCUGCUUUGGGAAGUCAUGGGCCAGCUUAGCAAGGACGCCAUUCUAAAACUGGGACCCCUGCCAAGGCUUCUGAAUGACAUCAGCGUCGCCCUGAGGAACCCGCAGCUCCACAUGCCUACAAAUCACCAGCCGGACCGACCGAAGGACCGACUCUUCUCGCGCCCAUCUUUCAAUCGUCUCAUGUCCUCUGACUUCCAAAGCCUUAUGAUGCGUGACUUAAACAGUUCAAUAGACAUCUCUCGCCUGCCAUCCCCUACGACGGGAGUCUCCGCUGUAGAAUCCCUCUCAUCCAACCUGAACAUGAGGCGUCAUGCAGAACGAGACCUGCGCUCGUCGAGGGAAGUGUUCUACGUGACUCGCCCGCCGCUGGCUCGUUCCAGCCCCGCGUACUGCACAAGCAGCUCCGACAUCACUGAACCUGAUCCAAAGGUCCACAGUGUGAAUAAAAGUGUGUCCAUGAUGGACCUUCAGGACUCCCGCAUGAACAGCAUCUCCAACCUCAACUCUGUGGGCGACAUGCUCACCUCCUCUCAAGCCUCCAUCGCCGGCCUGGGCCACAGCUUCGGAAACCUCUGUGGUCCUCUUCGCGUGGGGGGCCAUAUGCCAGCGGGCUCUUCUGGGUCUGGUUUGAGGCUGAGCCAGAUGGGCCACAUAGGGGGGCCCACCGAAUCCAUCUCUCAACAGCAGCAGCAGGCGGCAGCCGCCAUGCACUUCCCCCUGUCAUUCCAGAACCCGCUAUUCCAUCUGGCUGCCCAGAACUCCCCGGCUCAGCCUCACCCCCACCCCCCCCCUCUCCUCCUCGCCCCAGAGCCAGAGAACGGCCACCACGACUAUGCACCGACCUUUGGCAACAGCGCUUUCUCCCGCAGCGAGGACUUGUCCGCCCUGCGGUCGCAAAGCAGCCUGGUGCAGCCCAGCAUUGUCCACUCACACAGUUACAGUGAUGAUUUCACGCGGCAGAACCAGAGCAACGACUUCGCCUGGCACCAGCUGUCCCUGCAGGUGCAGGAAUCUCUUCAGCAACAGCACCUGAUGGGAAUUGUGUCUCAGUCAGGCACUGGGACGGGCACCCCCGCCUCCUUGGCCACACCACCCACUACAGUUCACCAUGUACGCCAGUCGUCCAUGGCUCAGCCCCAGCACUUGAAGUCACAACGGUCUAUUAACAUUCCAGCCACUGGCACACCUCCAAAAGUUCGCCCGCAAAGCAGGAACCUCCUCCUUGACUCUGACACAAACUUCAGCGGCAGUCAGCCAAAAUCGCGCCAUUCUCAGCAUCAGCAGCAACAUCUGCAUCAGCAACAUUCGCAGCAACAUUCGCAGCAACAUUCGCAACAGCAACAUCCGCAGCAUCAACAGCAACUUACGCAGCAACAUUCACAACAGCAACAUCCGCAGCAUCAACAGCAACUUACGCAGCAACAUUCACAACAGCAACAUCCGCAGCAUCAACAGCAACUUACGCAGCAACAUUCACAACAGCAACAUCCGCAGCAUCAACAGCAACUUACGCAGCAACAUUCACAACAGCAACAUCCACAACAGCAACAUCCGCAGCAUCAACCGCAACUUCCGCAGCAACAACAAGAAGCGCAGCUGUCGGUGACAGACAGUCCGGCUCCCGGACUCCCGUACCAGACGAGCUCCGCCAAAGAGAACCAGGGCCCUCCAGCAGCCGCAGAGGAGUCAACUGACACACCCACAAAAAGCAACAAGAAGUCUCUACAGACACAACUGCAGCCGCCACAGCAGCAUCUGCUCAAACCAGGCAAUAAACAGGGUUCUCAGUCAACCUUGAACACCCCGGCCCUCAAUGAACGUACGGUCGCUUGGGUGUCCAACAUGCCACAUCUCUCUGCUGACAUCGAGAGCCUGAGGCCAGACCGUGAGGGUCAGCUGAAAGAGUACUCCAAGAGCAUGGAUGAGUCGCGACUAGAAAGGGUCAAAGAGUACGAAGAUGAGAUCCAUUUAUUAAAGGAGCGUCUGAAGAUGUCUCAUCGCAAGCUUGAAGAAUACGAGCACAGAAUGGUGUCGCAAGAACAGCAGACAAGCAAGAUCCUGAUGCAGUACCAGAACCGCCUGGAGGACAGUGAGCGCCGCCUGAAGCAGCAGCAAGUGGAGAAGGACUCUCAAAUCAAAGGCAUCAUCAACAGACUCAUGGCUGUGGAAGAUGAGCUGAGAGUGGGUGCCAUUCCUGAUAUUAAGCCCCGAAUCCUCACAGACCAGUCCAUUAACCAGGGUUAUGGCCAUCCAGGAUCCUGACUGCCAAUACCAAAGUGACCAGAGCUCAUGAAGGUCACUCAAGUGUAAGAAGAUUCAGAGGCUACAAAAACACCUAAAGAGAAGCUCUGCAGUGGAUCUACCAGAACCACCGGAGGCUUCAUCUCACAGCCUCCUUCAAACAAACUUUGCCUGUACCAGAACUUGACAAUCAGUUUAGCGCGAGGACCAACGUGUGCAGUGAGUUGCCAGCACAAAAUGACUGAAAUAUAAGCCAGUGCCACAACAAUGGCAAUACUCUACCUAAUGCGUUUCUUUAUGUGAUAGGAAAAAGCAGAGAGAAAAUGUAAAGCGGUGGGGAUGAAUAUGGAGGAUUGUCCCCGGCACGAGCAGCACACUUGCUUCUCACCUCAGUGGCUGCAGACAAAAUUUAGACGCUUUAAAAAGCACAAUAUCCCAUCGUGGUGACGGGCGACAAGCUUGUUGUUAAAAUCAGUGGAUCAGACGCCAUCUGCGAUCCUCAGAGGAAGGGCCCAGCCAAUCAAAAUCACUUAGUAACAUUCUCAAUACAAAACUUUUCACUGACACGGUGCUUCUCAUUAUGAUUUUGCAUUCUUUCUAGUACAGCAAUGGAUAUGAAUAGAUGCUAAAUGUAUCUUACAAUCAACUGACUGCUUUAAAUACAAUCUAAACCUUCUUGUUGGUAACAUUUUCCUUUGGCACUAUAAAGACUAAAGACUAUACAUGACAUCACAAAAAAGUGAUACAAAGUGCUUCACAAAAGAUCUGACAUGAAAGAAAAAUAGACUGAAAAUGUAUAAAUUCACUGAUUUUAGAAGUCUCGACCAAUUUUAGUUUAGUAGUUUUAUAAUAUCUAAUGUGUCUCUGGAGGAGCUUUGUCAACUCUGAUGCUGCGUUCACAGCAAAAGCGAAGCAAAUUUUUACCUGCAUGAGUUUACUAUUGGUGGUAAAUUUGCGGCGGUGAACCAACGGCGGUGCGGAGCAUCGCAGCAUUAAUUGGAAAGUGGCAAAUUUCGUGCAAAAAAAAAAAAAAAAACUUGUGCAAAUGACGCGAAUUGUUCGUGCCGCAUCAUUCAGGCCGCGUUGAAAAGCGGCGCCAUUGGCAACCAUUCAUGUCUUCGCAUCUUGCAUGAAAUCUACUCAUUGGAAGAAUUUGCUUCGCUUUUAGUUUGAAUGCAGCAUAAGACUCUCAGCUUGAGCUUGGACACAUAAGAGACACAACAUUAUUAGGUUAAAAAUGUACAAACUGAGGUUUAUGUGCAUUGACGCUACAAGUGCUAUUAUGGGAAAUAGAGGUCCUUUCACUAAAGGGAUGUUCAAUACUACUUCACUGGAGUCGUCCCUCCCACUUUUAGAGAAAACCUAUACAUCAUCUAUUUAACAUUGUCUUUAGAGAAGAUUUGUUAAAACUCUGAUCAUAUUGACAGUGGCAGUUUCUCAAGCAGCGAUAGAAGGCCUCUAUUUGAUCUGUAAAGCCUCAAAAGUAAAAUAACAACCCGAGAAAGAAAUCAUGUCUGCCAUUUUCACUAUUAAUCUUUUCAGCCUCUUCAUGUACAGCACUUUGUAACAAUGCCUUGCCUGUUUGAAUAUUUUUUUAAUAACUAUGAAUAUAAACAUUACGUGCAGCUGGAAACAAAUCAUAUUAUAGCAAGUUGUGAAUUACUCAUUGGUUGUGUUUAAUGUUUCUGAAGCGUAGAUGUGCAAUGGUUCUGCAUGUGCUUUUUAAAUGCCAGGAAGAGUCAGUUGAUUUGUGGUCAUUAUUAUAGUGUACAAAAAAAAAAGAGAACCUUUUACAUGGAUUUCUUAUUGGGAGGCAUCUUUUUAUAUCAAACCUGCUUUUUUUUCAAAAAGAGACCAGUGUUGAACCUUUUGCAUUAUAUAACAUCAAACUACUGCGAGAAAAGACUGUAAAACUAAAAGGAGGAGCGACUGAAAACAAAAACAACAAAGUCCUGUCCAAGCAGGGACAUGUAGUAUAUGUGCAUACAAUUUGACUGCCUCACAGUCUGUGCCACACAAAAUAUCAACGCCAAUACAAAAAAAACCUUGUAAACUUUGUAUAUUAAAUGUCCUAUUUUGUAGUCCGGUGAUGAAAUAAUAAGCAGUGUGUUGGUUUACUGUUGCUCAGAAUAAUUUAUAUUACAAAUUUCAUGUUUAAUAUAAUUUAUCUUAACCUCUUGCCUUUAAAAGAUACAAAAGGUUUAUGUUGUAUAAAAUAGCUUAAUGUAUAUCUAUUCUUAUAUGUCACAUGUAUUCAAAUCAAGGGUAGGCCUUCAGGCAUGUUUAACUUGUGGUAAAAAAGAUAUUAUAUUAACUCUUAAUGCUGCAAUCCAGAGCUACAGUGCAACGGUGAGUCUGCAUUACUGGGAUCAGAGCUGAAUACAUUUCUGUCCUGUGGAAAAACAGGUGUUUUGAAAGUAUCUCGCCUAUGUUUGUGUAACCAAAAUAGCAGCGGUGCUUUCAAUACUCGAUUGCAGUUUUAAGUUAUCUUUUUAAAUGUGCAUUUUACUUAUUUGGCCUGCAUUGCAAUGCAGUCUUUUGAAAUGUUAUACUGCAAAUUGGUUUUUAUUUUAUGAGAAGUUGCAAUCCAUAAACUGGCAGAUGUUUAUAAAGACAUACAAAUCUAUUAUAUGCCCAUGUUUGCUUGAAACUUCCCAUGCGUUAGCUGCAGCGGUACAGUCUGCUACCUCUGAAAUCUGUAUUCCACAUGCUGAGAGGAUGCUUUUGUGACCAGAAAGUCUCCCUUUAUUUCAUAGACAAUGCAAACAAAAGUUAUUACAAUAUAAUUUUGUUUCUGGUUGCUGGUUCAUUAAUAUUGUAGGAUUCCCUAUGUAUAAUGUUUGCCAUCACAGAACCAUUUCUAACAUUUGUUCUGUCAUAAUAUUUAAGCACACGUGAAUGUAAUUAUAGGGUGAGAUUAUUUGUGUUCCAGUAAUUCGUCAAACUCUCAAGAACACAGAGAUAUAGCAAGAACUUUUGACAUCUUUGUUGCCAAAUGCACAAAAAUAUUGAAAGCCGAUCUUUUGCAAUUGGCCACUUUAAAAAAAAAAAAAAUGUUUUAAGUACAGAGCCAACAACAGUGCGUUUAUUUUGGUCGGUUCCUGGUCAACAUCUUAUCCAUAUCAAUGGCUUAAUGUGCACCACCUCUUUCUAAGGGGAGGAGAGUUACGAUUCUUUGCCCAAAUGAGAAACACGACAUGAUCCAGCGUUAAGCUCGGGGAGGAUUAUUAUUGAAGUUACUGGUGAAUAAGUGCUUUGUUUACAUAAUGAGAUUUUAGAACGUGUAUGACCCUUAGUUGACCCAGGGGAGAUGUGACCUCCGCUUUGCUGCAGCUAAAGCAGGACCUAAUAAAUGAUAUAUCUUGUAUAUUUUCAAUAAGGGUAUUUAACACACAUCAACGCAUUUAGUUUCUAAAAUAGAUGUAUAUCAUAAUGGAAUGAAAUAGGUAUUUUUCUCGGCAGCUAUUACUCUGCACAAUUAAUCUACUGUGUCACAAAUAUAUAGUUGGUGGGAUUCCUGACUUGAAUUGGGCCUGUUGGAUGUAAUACCUUAAUUUACUUGACAUUUCUUUGAAAUAAGCCAUGUCCCAUAGAUAAGCCAUACUCUCCAGUCCCCUAAUGUUGUAUGGUGGAUGUUUAAUGUUGGUGGUUUUAUUUAUAAUGGUAGUUCUGUAGGUAUGAUUGCGCUUGUAAUUAUUAUUAGUGUAAGUACACUUUAUUAAUAUUUGUUUUGUGUGAACUAAGGGAAUGUAUUCAUUUUCAGGUGAUUUUUCUGAGGUAUUUAAAUAAACUAAUAAAUCCCGAAAGGAAA
Messenger RNA from Gasterosteus aculeatus aculeatus (three-spined stickleback), 9107 nucleotides. The record is from RefSeq and is a predicted model, not a curated record. NCBI's taxonomy places the organism in Eukaryota, Metazoa, Chordata, Actinopteri, Perciformes, Gasterosteidae.